AGGAGAGAGAGAGAGAGAGGAAACGUCCACAACUAUAUAAAGAGGAAAACUUUCCAUUGACUCGUGACAGUCCAGCGAGAUCCGACGCGCUUGGCUCUUGCGACUAGCCAAAGAAAAACAAACCACUUUCCUUAAAAUCAUGCGUUUAUCGGUUCUGAUUGUUGUUCUCCUCGUCGGCGUGACAGUGCUGGAGGCCGGACCAAUCCCUCAAAACAAACGCGCUAAGUGGAAGCCUAAGGCCAUUCGUGAUAAAGAAGCAGCCGAGGCUAAGGCCGCCGAAGAGGCCGCGGCCAAAGCAACUGAGGAAUCAGCCAAAGUAGCAGCCACAACCGAAGAGGCCAAAAAGGCUGAAGAAGUCAAAGCGGUGGAAACAACGGCGCAAAAUGUCCAAGCGGAUCAAGUGAUAACCAAAGCCGUUUCCGAAGCUCCGGCCACCGUCCUGGCUGACGACGAUGCGUCCAGCAAAGUGUGCCAUCCUGAAAGUGAAAAGAAAUCUACAAAGACAGAGGUCGAAGAAAAAUCUGAGCAGGUUGCAGCCGUCGUAGUAGCUGAAGCUGCCAUCGUCGUAGAGGAACCCACCGUUGUUGUUGCGGAUGAACCUGCGGCCACUGAAUCUGCAGUUGUUGCAGACGAAAUAGUUGUUGUAAACGAAGCACCCGCCGUAUUGAUAGCGGAUGAACCUGCUACUAUCGUUGUAGACGAACCUGCUGUUGUCAAGGUAGAAGAAUCAGGUCCCGCCGUAUAAGGUAGCGCCAAACAGGGCUGGUCAUCGAGCCAGCAUUAUGGUUUUAUCAGUUGUUUGCAGUUCAACAUCCUAAGAAGUAAAAAACGAAUAUUAUGUAUACGCCAGUAAUCUGAUAACGUCUUUUUACAGCACCAAGAGGAGCCAGCAUAAAGAUUUCAUGUCUCGUUUUUCGCCCUACUAUUGUCUUCUGCUCUUUCAUCGCCAAUUGUUCAGACCAUCACAUACGAGUCGUCAUUUUUUUUUUCCUUUAUCGUUCGUCCUGGAUAAAACUUAAAAAAUUGUAAAAAACAAAGCAAAAAUACAAGGUGAACGUUAUUAUUAAA
Messenger RNA from Daphnia carinata, 1068 nucleotides. Its product is annotated as tol-Pal system protein TolA-like. The transcript is spliced from 3 exons. The record is from RefSeq and is a predicted model, not a curated record. NCBI's taxonomy places the organism in Eukaryota, Metazoa, Arthropoda, Branchiopoda, Diplostraca, Daphniidae. The coding region runs from base 140 to 745 and encodes 201 amino acids.